This is a messenger RNA of Sycon ciliatum, 1860 nucleotides long. RefSeq lists its product as uncharacterized. The transcript has 2 exons. The coding region runs from base 160 to 1527 and encodes 455 amino acids. Lineage: Eukaryota; Metazoa; Porifera; Calcarea; Leucosolenida; Sycettidae. The record is from RefSeq and is a predicted model, not a curated record.
UUCCAGCGUUAGACGCUGCAUCUGCCGCUGGAUUUACGUGGUGUUAGCUGCCUUGUCGAGUUCCCUCGGGAACGGACGGGAUAAUUUACUGGACUUACUGCUAGUACUAGUGCAUCAGCCGUAGCGCACCAUCGUGGAGAUACGAACUCAGGCGGAGACAUGAAAUUAUUUAGUUGCAAUUCAUCGUUCAUCGAACAGCCAGACGUCGUGGCUUUUGCUCCCGUACCGCUACUACCAAAUAUGGAACCCGGCCUGGCGCAGGGUGCACGCGCUACUGAUACACAACCUACUGUUCAAGCGCUUGCUCGUGCAGCAUAUUCAGUGGCAGAACCUUGCUUGCUCUACCCUGGCCAGAUGGAUAUCCUCGCCGGCCAGACUGGACCAUCCAGCGCUGCGUCUUCCCACAUGCAGCCAAUGUGCCUUCCCAUGAUUCAAGACCUAAGACCAAUGCAUCCUGCUGCUGUGUCGUCAUCAUUCUUACCCCAAACUCCGACCACCCUGAGUCACGAGCCAGUUCGCUAUCAGAUGCAAACCACCAACCAUACUCAAGCAUUUCCCUCGUCGCUGUUUAGUGCCGUGGAUAGGAGUUUACACGUUGCGAGCACUGCUUUGCAUCCUGGCAACCAACACCACAUCAAGGUGGAUACUCAAUGCCGUCACGUGACCUCGUCUCUAGAUCUCUAUGGUGACUCGCAAGUUGGCAUGCAGGUCGCAGACUGGAUGGCCCCAGUGGCUGUGGAUGAAACGCUUCACGAUUCUUUUCGAGAAGGUUUCCUUCCAUGCGGGACCAUGGUACAGUCUCUAUUGGCGAGUGGUGGUCGUUCCGAAGGCCUCUUCGAUGGUCUCUCUCAACCUUCCAGUGCGACCGAUAGUGAGGAAGAUCUUCUAAUUGCUGCUGUAGCAGCCUCGCUGGUAGAUCCGUGUGAACGUGGACUGGCCUCACCCGAUGGGCGUUUUAAAGGCUACACCGGCCAGGGAUUUCAGGAGACCUUCACCUCCGCCAACUUGUCCACCAGCAACGAGAAACAUCAGGCCUUUUGCGCUCCAUACAGAGAACGGCUAUCCAGCGCAAGCAGUGCUAGCUCGCUGAGUGUGAUCUCGUCCACCGACUAUCGGUCCGAUCCUGCCGCCAUCCCUGGCGCUCUGGGAGGCCUGAUCAGCGAUCUGAGCGCAGUUGGACCUUCCGUCGUGGUGAAGCCCGAACAGGAGGAGACGUCCGUGCAAACCCAUCCCAUGCACGCAAUGCUGAAGUCAUCACCACCGGCGAGGCCAACGCGCCGCCGCCGGCGACCGUCGCCAGCACCGAGCCCAGAGAAGGUGCACCGCGAGCAGCUACGCCGAAACGAGCGACUCGCCACGGAGCUCCGACGGGAGAACGCCGCUCUUCGGCGAGAAGAGAAAGCGCUCAGGGACAAGCUCGAGCAAGUCAGACAGAAGAUCAUUCUGAGCAAUGCCGGCGAUCAGGCAAUCUCCAGUGCAAUGGCGGCGGCGCUGUGUCCCACUGUGGGGAAGUCUGAACCGGAGUGACUUUGACAUAAUACGUUAGGUGUUGUAUUUCAUUCCCACGGGCAGAUGAUAAUAAUUAUUAGUUCUCUACUCAGUUUAAUUUGUGCGCCCACCACUUGAUUCCAAGCACAGCUCCCUGUUGAGUGACUAGACCCGUAUUUCUGAUUAUUCAUUCCCUGCAUUCAUUGAGAAUUCACCCUAUCGCCUGGUAUACACCAUUGUACAUAGUGUACGUGUGGAUAUUAUAGGAAUCGUGCCUAGUACCUUCAUGUUAGUUCAAUCUACAGUAGUGUCUUGUUCCCUUUCACGUGGACAUUCAGUGAUAUCAUGACUUUCCAUCUUGCCCUAUGGUUG